AGACGCGCACAAAACGGCUCGUUCUUAUCGUCUAACGCGCUACGUUGGUGCUGUGACAGUCCCGAGUCGAGUUCACUCUCAUCUCAAGUCCCCAGCUUCUUCAUUUCCGUCGUUAAAUCUUAUCAUGACCGCAUGCAUCUGUUCUAUAGUCCCUCCCUCCUCAUCGAUUCGCGACGCAGUUUCUCGAAUAUCUCCAAACCCUAACCUGCCAAUCACUUGUGCUCUCAAACGAAGACUCACGAGCAACUCUGCGCGACUCACUCGAGUCCUCCAAGAUGGAACCGGACUUAAUCCAGUAGUCGAUGCUCCAGAAGAAGAGGUCCAUGGGGUCCUUAAUGGAGUCGCAGACGCGAAAGCAACAGAAGAAACCCUAGAGCUGUCGAGAACUUCAUCGACCGAAGCAACGAAGAAGAUAGAGGACGAGGACAGCUAUGAUAACAGGUUUAAGCUUCGAAACGGAAGGGAGGUGUUGGAAGAAAAAGCUUACCUGGUGGGUGUUGAAUGCAGAGGUGGGAUGGAGGAUUCCUUUAGCAUGGAGGAAUCACUCAAUGAACUAUCCCAGCUAGCUGACACAGCUGGACUGAUGGUUGUUGGUUCUACUUAUCAAAAACUUGCUACUCCAAACCCGAGGACUUACGUUGGGUCUGGAAAGGUUGCAGAAAUUAAGAGUGCAAUUCAGGCAUUAGAUGUGGAGACUGUAAUAUUUGAUGAUGAGCUUUCAGCAGGGCAGUUGCGUAAUUUAGAUAAGGCUUUUGGUGGAGAUGUUAGAGUUUGUGAUCGCACUGCUCUCAUCCUGGAUAUCUUUAAUCAGCGAGCAGCAACACGUGAGGCAGCUUUACAGGUGGCAUUAGCUCAAAUGGAAUAUCAGUUGCCACGACUGACAAAAAUGUGGACUCACCUUGAGCGUCAAGCAGGGGGCAGGGUGAAAGGAAUGGGCGAGAAACAAAUUGAAGUGGACAAGCGUAUCUUACGCACUCAAAUUGGUGCUCUUAAGAAAGAGCUAGAAUCUGUUCGACGACAUCGAAAGCUGUACCGGAGCCGGCGUACUUCUGUACCUGUUCCUGUUGUUUCUUUGGUUGGCUACACAAAUGCUGGGAAGAGCACUCUUUUAAAUCAAUUGACUGGGGCUGAUGUCCUUGCUGAGGAUCAGUUAUUUGCGACCCUUGAUCCAACUACCAGAAGGGUGCAGAUGAAGAAUGGGAGGGAGUUUCUUCUUACUGAUACUGUCGGAUUUAUUCAAAAGUUACCAACUACAGUGGUUGCUGCCUUCAGGGCAACAUUGGAGGAAAUAUCAGAGUCAUCUCUUUUGGUGCAUGUGGUGGAUAUCAGCCAUCCUCUAGUGGAGCAACAGAUAGAUGCUGUGGACAAAGUUUUGUCAGAACUAGAUGUUUCAUCUAUUCCAAGGUUGAUGGUUUGGAACAAGGUUGACCAGGUUAUUGAUCCUCAAAAGGUAAGGUUGGAAGCAGAGAAAAGGGGUGCUAUUUGUGUUUCAGCUUUAAAUGGGGAUGGAUUACAAGAAUUCUGCAAUGCGGUUCAGGUGAAACUCAAGGAUUCUAUGGUAUGGGUGGAAGCUUUAAUUCCAUUUGACAAAGGAGAAAUUCUCAGUACGAUACAUCAGGUUGGAAUGGUAGAGAAAACUGAAUAUACAGAAAAUGGGACAUUGGUCUGCGCGCACGUGCCCCUUCGGCUUGCAAGGUUUCUUACCCCAAUGAGGCAGUUGUGCAAAUCGUAGCCAUCCAUUCCUAGAACUUCCUUGAGUGCUCCAUUCAAUGUAACAAAAACAGUAUAAUAUGUAUUUUUUUCUUAAUAAUUCACAAAAAUAUAAUCAGUUUGGUUCCCACCUAACACAUUUUGGCUUGUGUCACAUAUUUCCCCCAGUGGCUAUCCAUCUGAUGAAGGCUUGUAUAUAUCAGGGUACUGCCAACUUUUGGGACGCUCUCAUGUGUACCCAAAAAAUUUAUUUUGUAUGUAAAAUAGUUUUGUUUCUUGUAUGUUAUUUUGGUAAAAGAUGUUGCCCUAGCACCAUUUUUUAAA
This is a messenger RNA of Malania oleifera, 2034 nucleotides long. RefSeq lists its product as uncharacterized. Lineage: Eukaryota; Viridiplantae; Streptophyta; Magnoliopsida; Santalales; Ximeniaceae. Gene Ontology annotation, molecular function: GTP binding; ribosome binding. The record is from RefSeq and is a predicted model, not a curated record. Gene Ontology annotation, cellular component: cytoplasm. The coding region runs from base 125 to 1732 and encodes 535 amino acids. The transcript is spliced from 13 exons.